AUGGCUGGGCAUAACAAGAAGAAGCGUUAUAAGUGCGACGUGUGCGGCAAGGCCUGGCAGAGCCUGAGCAAGCUGGAGAUCCACCGGCAGGUGCACACGGGAGAACUCCCCUUCGACUGUUCGGAGUGCGGCAAGAAAUUCUCCCUCUACGCCCACCUGCUGCGGCAUUACCAAGUGCACACGGGCGAGAAGCCCUUCACCUGCUCCGACUGCGGCAAGGGCUUCACAACGACGAAUGAACUGAAGAUCCACCGGCGGGUGCACACGGGCAAGAAGCCCUUCAGCUGCUCCGACUGCAGCAAGUGCUUCAAGAGGUUGAAUGAGCUGAAGAUCCACCAGCAGGUUCACACGGGCGAGAAGCCCUAUGGCUGCCCCGACUGCGACAAGAGCUUUGCUCAGUCGUCGGGGCUACGGCAGCACCUGCGGGUGCACAGCAGUGAGCGGCCCUUCACCUGCUGCGACUGCGGCAAGGGGUUCACCCGCUCCAAAACACUGCUGCAGCACCAGCGCACCCACACCGGCGAGCGACCCUACUCCUGCGCCCUGUGUGGCAAGGGCUUCACCCGCUCCAAAUGUCUGCAGUCCCACCAGCUGCUGCACGCCGGCGACCGUCCCAUCCCCAGGCCCUUUGGCUGCUCCGACUGUGGCAAGAGCUUCAAGAGGGCGCAUCAGCUGAAGAUCCACCGGUUCACAGGCGCCUGCACACCGGGGGAGCAGCCCUACACCUGCAGCAACUGCAGCAAGUGUUUCACCUACUACACCAGUCUACUGCACCACCAGCACACUCACACCGGGGAGCACCCCUAA
This is a messenger RNA of Leucoraja erinaceus (little skate), 807 nucleotides long. Its product is annotated as gastrula zinc finger protein XlCGF49.1-like. The record is from RefSeq and is a predicted model, not a curated record. Gene Ontology annotation, biological process: regulation of transcription by RNA polymerase II. NCBI's taxonomy places the organism in Eukaryota, Metazoa, Chordata, Chondrichthyes, Rajiformes, Rajidae. Gene Ontology annotation, molecular function: RNA polymerase II cis-regulatory region sequence-specific DNA binding; DNA-binding transcription factor activity. The transcript is spliced from 2 exons. Bases 1 to 807 code for a protein of 268 amino acids.